Molecule: messenger RNA, 4388 nt
Organism: Sander lucioperca (pikeperch)
Lineage: Eukaryota; Metazoa; Chordata; Actinopteri; Perciformes; Percidae
Product: glutamate receptor-interacting protein 2-like
Exons: 25
Coding region: 342-3806 (1154 amino acids)
Biological process (GO): neurotransmitter receptor transport, endosome to postsynaptic membrane
Molecular function (GO): protein binding
Source: RefSeq, a predicted model, not a curated record
UAAGAGAGAGAGAGAGAGAGAGAGCAUUGGUGCCGCAGCGGGACCGACUGUCACACGGACCGUCAGCGGGGUUGUUACCGGAGAGAGCAGCCGCUAAUUGCCGUGUAUCGAUAGCCACACCGGGAGAGGACCACAGAGAAGCAACAACGAAGACGAAGAAGAAGAGCAGAAGAGAAGAAGAAGAAGAAGAAGAAGAAGAAAAAACAGGGGGAAUCAUUAUAUUUGCUGCUGUCGCCUGCGUGUCAUCACCUAGACCGGACAGGAUCUAUCACCAUCAGCACUCCUCUUCAUCAUCACCACCCUCACCCUCUAGACCUGUCCUCCUCUCCCUCCUCUCCCUCAUGAACAUGCCGGGCUGGCGGAGGAACCUCACUUUCUGUCUGCAGCGGAUGCACGAGGAAGAUGACGGACCAUAUGGAAAAACUAAGGAUAUCUCUGGACCAGAACAGACCAUGGCCUCGAGAAGACACAGUAUACCAGAAGCUCUGCGGGGGGUGACCAUGGUGGAGCUGGUGAAGAAAGAAGGCAGCACACUGGGCCUCACCAUCUCAGGAGGAACCGACAAGGAUGGGAAACCGCGGGUAUCAAACCUACGGCCUGGAGGACUGGCGGCCAGGAGUGACCAGCUAAAUGUCGGUGACUACAUCAAGUCAGUAAACGGCAUCAACCUGACCAAACUGCGGCAUGAGGAGAUCAUCAGCUUACUGAAGAACGUAGGAGAGAGAGUUCUGCUGGAGGUGGAGUAUGAACUGCCCCCUACAGCACCAGACAGCACCUCAGGGGUUAUAUCAAAGACAAUCGACAUCUGUUUGCACAAAGAGGGGAACAGCUUUGGUUUCGUCAUGAGAGGCGGUAUCCACGAGGACUGGCACAAGUCCCGCCCCCUAGUGGUCACCUACGUCAGACCGGGAGGUCCUGCAGACAGAGAGGGGACACUGCGUCCCGGGGACCGUCUCCUCAGUGUGGACGGCGUGCCGUUGCACAACACCAACCACAGCGACGCGCUCAGUGUGUUGGCUCAGUGUGGCCAGGAAGCCCUGUUCCAGAUAGAGUAUGACGUCACUAUCAUGGACACCGUAACAAACGCCUCCGGCCCGCUUUUAGUGGAAAUUGUCAAGGCACCCGGAGCAACGCUGGGUAUCACGCUGACGUCGGCCAAUCAUCGAAAUAAGCAGGUCAUUGUCAUCGACCGGGUUAAACCUGGCAGCGUGGUGGACAGAUGUGGAGCAUUGCAUGCUGGGGAUCACCUGCUGUCCAUAGAUGGGACAUCGACAGAACACUGUACAGUCCUGGAGGCAACACAGCUAUUAGCGAGCACAACAGAGCUGGUGAAAUUAGAAAUACUCCCCUCCCAUCAAACAAGGCUAACUGGGAAACAGCACGACACAGUGAAGGUUCAGAAGUCGGACCACCCCCAUUCCUGGGACCCCUGUGUGAACUACUGUCACCCUUCAAACUCCACCCUCUGCAACACAAGCGCCACCCUCAACAAGUCGUGGACCGCCUCGAAUAACAACACCAUCAACCUCGACUACUGCAAGUCUCUGGUAUCUGCCAGUUUCUCUCCCGGCUCUACCACUACAUCUGGGCCCAGUAGCCAGAGCUCCAGCACCCUGCCCAGGCCUACAAUUCCCAUGAGCCCACGUAACUCGCUGCUCAAACGACGGCAGAGAAAGAAAGAGCACAAAAGCUCCUUGUCCCUGGCGUCCAGUUCGGUGGGUCCAGGUGGUCAAGUGGUCCAUGUAGAGACCAGUGAGGUCGUCCUAACAGGCGACCCACUCAACGGCUUCGGUGUCCAGCUGCAGGGAGGCAUAUUCGCCACCGAAACGUUGUCCGCACCCCCACUUAUCCGAUUCAUAGAGCCCGACAGCUCUGCAGAGAGGUGUGGCCUGCUGCAGGUUGGAGACCGCCUCCUGUCAAUCAAUGGAAUCCCCACAGAAGACGGAACACUAGAGGAGGCCAAUCAGCUUCUCCGAGACGCGGCGCUAACCAAUAAGGUCACAUUGGAGAUAGAAUUUGAUGUAGCAGAGUCAGUGGUGCCUAGCAGUGGUACGUUCCACGUCAAACUGCCGAAGAAAAGAGGAGUGGAGCUGGGGCUCACCAUCAGUGCCAGUAAGAAGCCAGGAGAGCCCCUCAUCAUUUCUGACAUCAAGAAGGGCAGCAUGGCCCACAGAACAGGAACACUGGAGCCCGGUGAUAAGCUGUUGGCCAUCGACAACAUCCGACUGGAGAACUGCUCUAAGGAAGAUGCCGAGCAGAUCCUGCAGCAGUGUGAGGAACUGGUCAAACUAAAGAUACGCAAAGAUGAAGACAACUCUGAUGAGCAGGAGACGUCAGGCAGCAUCAUCUACACAGUGGAGCUGAAGCGGUAUGGAGGCCCUCUGGGUAUCACCAUCUCGGGCACCGAGGAGCCUUUUGACCCCAUCACUAUAUCCGGCCUAACCAAGAGAGGCCUUGCCGAGAGGACAGGGGCUAUUCAUGUAGGUGAUCGGAUCCUGGCUAUCAACAGCGUCAGUUUAAAAGGCAAACCCCUGAGUGAAGCUAUCCACCUGCUGCAGAUGGCUGGGGAGACGGUCACCCUCAAGAUAAAGAAACAGCUUGAUAAUGGAGAGGAGAGGAAGGCAGCAGAUGCAGAGGACACCACAGAGAAUGAGCUCAGUGACCCGGAGGAGGAUGAUUUGACGGACAGCCAACAGACCAAUAAGCUGUCAGAGCUUUACUCCACAACCAUACCCAGCGUCGACUCUGCCAUGGAGUCGUGGGAUGGCUCAGGGAUGGACGCCGGCUAUGGCAGCCAGGGUACCUACAGCCACCAGGCAGCUGGUAUCGCCCUGCACCCCCAUGAGUGGCGUAGUGCCAAGCAGCAGCGCAGCACCACGCCUCCUCCUGGACGCCGGAAGAACUACCCUUUCAGUGACGGAGGCUUCAGUGAGGAUGACUGGGACAAACCACCUGGAUUUAUCGGCCAACCACCAGACGGCAUUCUGUUGGAUCCAGAUGACAGUUUCUGGUGUCAGGCGCUUGAGGAUCUGGAGACAUGCGGCCAAUCAGAACUACUCCGAGAGAUAGAGGCAUCCAUUAUGACAGGAACAGCCAUCAGUCUGGGUGUAGACGGCGUCAACAAGCCUCCAGCUGAGCCCAUACUGAGCCACAGCAGGAUGAGCCCGUUGCGGAGAAAUUCUCUCCUACACCAGGGAAACCUGCUCCACCAGGGUACGCACCUCCACCAGGGUGCCCAUUUGCAUGAGGAGGCCCACCUGCAUGAAGAGGCCCAACUCCACCAAGACGCCCACCUGUUCCAGGAGGCCCAUUUCAACCAUGAGGCCCACCUGCACCAGGGUUCCCACAUCCACCAAGACAACCAAUCCCCUCUCCUGCACCAUGAGCCCAAGUCGAAGGCCUCACUGCGAGUGUCAGAGAGGACGUGGGAGUCUCGUCGGAUCAAAGAGGAGAUGCAGGGGAUUCUGUCCCCGACGCCUUUGGAGCUGCACAAAGUAACGGUGGUAAAGGACCCAGAGAUCGACGACUUUGGAUUCAGCGUGUCCGACGGCUUCUUGGAGAAAGGGGUUUACGUCAACAUGAUCAGACCUGAUGGACCAGCUGACCGAGCCGGGCUCAAACCCUACGACAGGAUCCUGCAGGUGAACCAUGUGAGGACGCGGGACUUUGACUGCUGCCUGGCGGUGCCUCUGAUCACAGAGGCUGGGGACAGACUGGAGCUGGUCAUCAGUCGCAACCCACUGGCAAACGAUGACGACGACACAGAGGACAAUAACAACACUUUAGACCACCCGCUGGACCUGUAACACACAGACAAAAAGACAGAGUGAAUGCAUUUGUGUGUGUAUGUCUACAGAUGUAUCUGUCAGUCAAACUCAGGCAGAUGACAUACUCUAACUAGUGAUGAGGCGCAAAGUUAUAUCUAAUGGAACUGGCCCAAACACACAACACACACAAACACACGUCACUGGCUUGCAACAAUUCUACUUAAACACAGAGACUCCUUGAGGCACACACACUUGCAUGCUUACACAUUCACCCCUUCCCAUUCACACUGGGUUGAACUGCUGUCAUACACUAUAAUCCGCGAUGAACGCACUGGCACCGUGCAGAGAAACCACCAGAGACGCUCUCCUGAAGGCUGGCUUUGAGUCCUCGCAGUGUUGUUCCAACGUGAACCACUUACUUGGCCCUUUAACCAACCUAUAACUGAUUCUGACUCUUUAAAUAUUGUUUUUACUUAAAACAAAAGAAUAAAACCCUGCAUUUUGGGUUAGGUAGUUUCAGCUGUUUUUAAUGCCAGGCCACAGGUUUAUAGAAAAUGUCUAGGGCUAAUGUUGCCAGAGGGAUCUGCCUUAUUACACAAUAUUGUAAGUGAUUCUAGUAAA